CCGUCCCCUCAGCGCGCGGCCGGGCGGCCCCGUCCCCUCAGCGCGCGGCCGGGCGGCGGGAGCGGCGGGGGGGGGGCGGCGGCGGGGCGGCCAUGGCGAAGCACACGGUGUCAUCGGCGCGGUUCCGCCGGGUGGACGUGGGCGAGUACGACGAGAACAAGUUCGUGGAUGAGGAGGAAGGAGGCGACGGGCAAGCGGGGCCCGAUGAGGGCGAGGUGGACUCGUGCCUGCGGCCCGGGAACACGAUGGCCGCGCUGCAGGCGGCUCUGAAGAACCCUCCGAUCCACACAAAGAACCAGGCAGUGAAGGACCGCGCAGAAAGUAUUGUCCUGGAGGUCCUCAUCUCUUUCAAAGCCAACGAUACUGAGAAGGCGGUGCAGUCGCUGGACAAGAACGGUGUCGACCUGCUGAUGAAGUACAUCUGCAAAGGCUUUGAGAGCCCCUCGGACAGCAGCAGCGCUGUGCUGCUGCAGUGGCACGAGGAGGCCCUGGCUGCUGGAGGAGUAGGGUCCAUUGUCUGCGUUUUGGCUGCCAGGAAAACGGUUUAAAUCCAGCAGCGAGUGGCUUGUCCGCC
Molecule: messenger RNA, 574 nt
Organism: Tyto alba (common barn owl)
Lineage: Eukaryota; Metazoa; Chordata; Aves; Strigiformes; Tytonidae
Product: actin-related protein 2/3 complex subunit 5
Exons: 4
Coding region: 93-548 (151 amino acids)
Biological process (GO): regulation of actin filament polymerization; Arp2/3 complex-mediated actin nucleation; cell migration
Cellular component (GO): actin cytoskeleton; cytoplasm; Arp2/3 protein complex
Molecular function (GO): actin filament binding
Source: RefSeq, a predicted model, not a curated record